AUGUUUAGUCCAUUUCUCACUCGAAGAACAAAGAGCAAAUUUGUGAUAUCCAAGGAAGGAAAUGUUGCCGAGACACUUUACAAGUUUAUUUGGCCAGAGGACGUCCCUGUUCAGUAUGGUGGACUGAGUCGACCCAGUAAUGUCCUUAAUGGUUCACCAAAAUCAGCAUUCGAGUUUACUGUCAAAGGAGGAGAGAAAGUCAACAUACAAAUUGAGGACAUUGAGGCUGGUGCAACAAUAUCAUGGGACAUAGUAGUGGGUGGUUGGGAAUUGGAAUACAGUGCUGAAUUUGUUCCCAUUGCCGAGGCAGCUACACCAUUACUGUGGAGAAACAGAGAAGGAUUGCAGCCGAUGAAGAGGCAAUUCACAGCUCGUUUACGGCCAGAGAAGCAGGAAAAAUGGAGGCCACCUGGAGUAGGGCGUGGAAGAGGAAGAGGUAGAGAGGAUAGCUCCAAAGCAAAAGGCAUUGUUCAAGGUUUGGAUGAUGGAGCUGCUAGAAACACAGGGGGAGGUCAAGGCAAAGAAUCUCAUGAGAACAAGAAAAACAUUUGGCUAACAAAAAACUCCUCUCUCCCCUCAAGAGAGCAAAACAGAUCUCUUUAA
Messenger RNA from Fraxinus pennsylvanica, 603 nucleotides. The record is from the annotation of a GenBank genome assembly. Lineage: Eukaryota; Viridiplantae; Streptophyta; Magnoliopsida; Lamiales; Oleaceae.